AAUGAAUGCUUAAUUUAGAUGGUAAGAUUACCCCCUACCGGUAACUUUCCUUGAUGCAAUAACAAUAAAAAAAACUAGCCGUUACUUAGCCUGUAAUAACAACGCCAGUAAAUAUAAAUACUCUCCCAAAUCUUUUUUGGGAUAUGAACAAAGAUACUGCAGAAUUUUUCACAAGAUCUCUUUUAAUUUCCUUCUUCCCACAAAAUAUAAUGCAAAAUUCUUCGCCAUUAUUAUCACCAACAGAUUUGGGUAGUAGCAGUAAUAAGAGUAGAUGUGCGGCUUGCAAACAGCUGAGAAGAAGAUGCCCAUCAGAUUGCAUUUUUUUGCCUUUUUUCCCACCUAAUGAUCCCCAGAGAUUUUCUCUUGUUCACAGAAUCUUUGGUGCUUCCAAAGUUGGCUUCAUGCUCCAGCAGGUCAAAGACGACGAGCGGGCAGAUGUAGCAGAGUCCUUGUACUACGAGGCACAAUGUCGGAUUAAGGAUCCGGUAUACGGUUGUGUGGGAAUAAUCACACAUUUGAACGACCAAAUCCGUGAUGUUCAAAGCCAGCUGGCCAAAGUGGAAGCUCAAAUUCAAGUUCUUAAAGCUCGGCAGCAAGUAGGGCUGCGUUUGGGAACCCGGCAACCUCAGUUUCCUCAGGAUUCAUUAAUCAACAGCUUCGGAAUGUUUCCAGAUCAAUGGUUGAAACCAUAACAAACACAGCCUUUCAUUCUGUAAGGAGACUAUAUAUGUA
Messenger RNA from Cuscuta campestris, 732 nucleotides. The record is from the annotation of a GenBank genome assembly. NCBI's taxonomy places the organism in Eukaryota, Viridiplantae, Streptophyta, Magnoliopsida, Solanales, Convolvulaceae.